AUGAGCUACGUACUGCGCGUGCGCCAAGAGUUCACAUUCAACAGUGCCCCGGCCAUCGCCAUAGAGGCGUACAGCGCUAGGUUCUGCCGGCACGGACUAUCGAUCAUGCACUGCAAGCGUGUCGACCGGACCGCGCGCCUGCGCGCCGGGUCAACCGACGCCAACUUCAACAUGGACUUCAGUAGCAACAUUUCCCCGCGCGCCGUCCCCAGCUGCACGUCGUACUUUGAUCUCCUCAGCGCCGUGCAAGGUCUGACGUCGUUCGCGAACGCACACUGGCACGAGCCCAUGGCCCGCGUCAUGUACCGGGUCCGCGAGUUUGUGACAGCCAACAUGGAUGCGGACCCUGCACACUCCGCGGACCGUGUCGAGCGCACACUGGACGAAGUCGACCGGUUCCUGGGCGACGCCUUCGCCCCGCUGGCGUCCGACUCGCCGUACUGGUGGCGGGAAUUUUCCACGACCGCCGCACAAAUCGGGUUCAGCUCAGUCGCCUGGUCCUUGGCGCUGGCCGAACUGGCUCAAGCUCCCGCUCGACACGCUGCCCCCAUGCACGCCCGCAACGCUCGACCGCCGUCGGCCCCGGCUCCUGCUCGCCCGCGCGCCAUGUCGGAGCGACCGGCUGGCAUCCCCGAGCAUAUUCGCCGAUUGAUCCCCCGCGACGCCGACGAGAUCGAGCCCUGCUUGAAGUUCUUCGGCGGCGGCAUGUGCGCCGGCGGAUCACGCUCCACAUGCACCGCCCCGGGCCGCACCCACGUGUGGCCGUCCGCGUUACCUGAUGCUCUCACUGCCUUCAUCACGCAGCGGUUCGGCGGCCGCAGGAUCCCUCGCGCGCGCCGGUCAUGA
Phytophthora sojae is the source of this 846-nucleotide messenger RNA. RefSeq lists its product as hypothetical. The transcript has a single exon. NCBI's taxonomy places the organism in Eukaryota, Oomycota, Peronosporomycetes, Peronosporales, Peronosporaceae. Bases 1 to 846 code for a protein of 281 amino acids. The record is from RefSeq and is a predicted model, not a curated record.